Molecule: messenger RNA, 162 nt
Organism: Hansenula anomala
Lineage: Eukaryota; Fungi; Ascomycota; Saccharomycetes; Phaffomycetales; Wickerhamomycetaceae
Exons: 1
Coding region: 1-162 (53 amino acids)
Source: RefSeq, a predicted model, not a curated record
AUGCUGCUUCACCUUCAUACAUUUUUAUUGGACAAUUUGGACAAGACCAAUAGAUAUCAACAAUUCAACAAGAAAUUGGUUGGAAUUCAUGGGGUACAAUUAUAUCCUGGGCUAAUGGUUACUGUACACAUUCAUUUACGGAACCAGGAUGAGAAAUUAUGA